Messenger RNA from Aspergillus nomiae NRRL 13137, 480 nucleotides. RefSeq lists its product as uncharacterized. Lineage: Eukaryota; Fungi; Ascomycota; Eurotiomycetes; Eurotiales; Aspergillaceae. The transcript has a single exon. The record is from RefSeq and is a predicted model, not a curated record. Bases 1 to 480 code for a protein of 159 amino acids.
AUGAAGUUCACUAGCUUCGCCAUUGCCGGUCUCAUUGGCUGCACUGCUGCCUUGCCUCCAUUUGCCGCUUCUUCUACUCCGUCCAGCUCUGUUUCUGUUUCUGUCACCCCGAGCGCUUCCCCCAGCUCAUCCAGCAUCGCCUUCGCCGGUCUUGGCAAGCGCUCUGAGACCCCUUCAAGCUCUGCAACUCCCUCCAGCUCUGGUAUUGCGUCCAGCUCUGCAACACCAUCAGGCUCCUCUUUCGCUGCCCCAUGGGUCUUCCAUAGACGCCAGUUGGCCACCCCCUCCAGCUCUGCGACUCCUUCUAGCUCGGCUUCUGCCACCCCCUCGAGCUCCGCUACUCCUUCGAGCUCUGCGUCCGUGACUCCCACCAGCUUCGCCGUUCAGAAGCGCAAGUUCUCUAGCUCCAGCAGCUCUUCUUCCGCCUCGCCUUCGUCGUCUGCUACUCCUUCCUCCGCGACUCCUUCUCCCUCUGCCUAA